UGUUUCCUCUGUGAGUGCCGCAGAGUGAGGGGGGAGGGAGGAAGUGACAAGGAGGAGUAGUGAGAGCUGCACAUACUUGUGUGGGAUGCAGGAAAACUCUGUGCUGCUGGAACAUCAGCUCCAGAGCCUCUGUUUCCCUCCAUCCUUCCGUGGGCUGCUCUGCUGCAUCUGCCGCCACUUCUUGUGCCCAAGCCGGCUCUCCCCGUCCCAUCUUGGAUGAUUCCUGGAUGUCCCCCCCUCCCCUGAGGCAGCCUGGAGGAGACAGUGACAUCUGCUAGGAUGUGGGGGGCAGCAGGGGAGGCCCCUAUCCUGGAUGGUGUCCCACAUCUGUGCACCCCUCCCAAAGCUGAGUCCUCUAAACCUCACGCUGAGCAUGCUGGGGAAAUCACGCAGUAUGACCUCUCCCGCCUGCGCAGUUCCUCGGUGGAAAUUAGAGAGAAGGGCUCUGAAAUCUUGAGAGAAGAGUUGCAGAGAGCACAGAAGGAGCUGAAGCUGAGAGAUGAGGAGUGUGAGAAGUUGUCUAAAGUCAGAGAGCAGCUGGAACAGGAGCUAGAGGAGCUGACUGCCAGCCUGUUUGAGGAAGCACACAAGAUGGUGCGAGAAGCCAACACCAAACAGGUUGCGUCAGAGAAGCAGCUGCAAGAGGCUCUUGGGAAGAUUGACAUGCUGCAGGCUGAAGUCACGGCUCUAAAAACACUCGUCAUCACAUCAACUCCGUCGUCUCCAAACCGAGACCUACACCCCCAGCUCCUGAGUCCAUCCAGGAAUGCGCUACGCAAAGGCCAUGCUCGCAACAAGAGUGCAGGUUGUGCUGUGUCCCCGGCCCCACCAGCCCAGCCAACCACUAGUGAGAACAAAGAGUUCUCUGCAGUUCCUUCUCUCCUCUCACUACUUCUCUGUAUUGUCCCGGGGAAGGUCGUCCAUAUAACCUACGAACCAGGAUGGCCUGUUCCUGAUGACUCUUCUUCCUCCUUCUCCCGACAGGUGGACACUCUCCUUUACUCUGAGUUCCUGGCUUGGAAGGAGAGCCCAACGUUGGACAGAUACUGCCCGUUCCUUUCCCGUAUCUAUCAAGAAGAUGUUAAGCCAUGUUUGGAUUUUGCCAAAAGAGAGCUCUCAGAACAGGUUCUGACUGCCGUGGAAGGCAACAUGCUGUCAGUAGAACCAGUGGUACAACCGAUAUUGCCUGUUGUCAAAGCUUCUGCUGUGGAACGAGGGGGACCCAGCGGGUGUCGGGUGGAGGUUGUAACAAAAUGUGCACUCAGCGGCCUGUCUCGCUCCUGCCGCCAUCGCAUCAAUCUGGGGGAUUCUGGAAAUUAUUACUUCAUCUCUCCAUCCUGCCGGUACAGGAUAACAGCCGUGUGUAAUUUCUUCACCUACAUCCGUUAUAUAAAGCAGGGCCUAGUGCGCCAAGAUACGGAACUGAUAUUCUGGGAAAUCACGAGGCUUCGAAGGGAGAUGUCCAUGGCCAAAUUAGGUUUCUACGUCAAUGAGUCAUAGCAGUGCUGGUGGCUCCGCAAGGGCUAAUGGACAAUAUCCUAGAGAGUGAGUGUCGGCUGUGGGUCCAGAGAAUGUAACCAAGAGCACAGACCAGGGUUUUUAUGUUUUCCAAAACAGCCGUUAAAUCUAUUGAGGGUCAGUUCUCCAGGGUUAUUGCUAAACGUGAGGUUUCUUUAGUAUUAUAGGAGCCUGUGUAUAAAUGGGGUCUAGCGCAGACCACUGGUCAGAGUCAUGCAUAACAAGAAUGCAAGCACAUACUUGCUAUUGAACCCUAAUGUGCAUGUGUUACCCCUGUCCCCCCAUUUGUUUACAUUUCGAACAUCACCAGCUAUAUGAGAGUGAGUUGGCGCCUCAUCGUAGAGACCAAUCGCUGUUAUUUAUAAAAGCACCACUAGGGGGAGUAUAUACCUCCAGUAGAACACAGAGCUACUACCAAGAUAUGGGCCACCAACUAGAACAGAGAUGUCCGAACGGUGUCCUUCCCAUAUGAUAUUAAACUUUACAACUCCCAGCCUCACACUGGAAGACCGUGUAGGAAAUUCUGUCAGUGCAACUGGCCACUGUUUGCCUGUCUCUGAUCUAGAACAAGGGUUCCAGACCCAUAGCCCUUUAGCUGCUAUAUUUUAAAACUAAAGUGCCACGUCAAGCCUCAUGUAGAUACAACACACAGUUCACCUAUCAUCUCCUCCGUCUCCUGCUGUUUAUGGAUCCUUUUAACACUGUGACUUCCUUCCUCUCGCCCUGCACCUUGAUAUAGAAUUGUUAUUGCAAGUAAUGCAUUGUACAUCAUUGUACAUCAUUGUGGCAGUUCGGUUCCGUUGCCAACACUUAAGUGCUUCCAGCCCAGCCACCCUGUAUGGGGUAUUUAAACUGAGCCAAGUAAGACGUUAUUCACCAUUUUAUAUUCCAUUCUGUAAUCACUUUAGGAAUACAAAGUGCUUCACUUUUAUUCUAUUAAAUACUGGCAGCAGCAUCAUGUUCAGCUUCUGGAUCCAACAUAUCAUUCUAAUAAAUAACAUUUCCUUGGUGCAGCCUUAUAGCCUAUGUCUAUACUAUUCCUAGAGGAGAGUAUAUUGUAACACUUUAUAUAAACCUUUCCAUGCUCUUGCCUUGGGGCUUAUCAGUUCUAGGUGCCCCCACCAGGGUUAGGCAGCAACAGAAGAGUGGGGGAGAAUCUGAUUAUUGAUAAUGUGCCUCUCAAAGGGAUACUAACUUGCCAAAGAACGAUGGGUUCCCAGAUCACUACCCUGCCCAUGGUCUUAAUUCAUCUCAGAUGAAAGCUGCAGCACUUUGAGUAAUGCCCAGCCUUUUAGAAUCAAAUUAUCAAAUGUGGUGCAUCUGGCACACUCAACCAUACACUUUCUGCUGAGGUUAAUGUUGUGGAUUAUAUGCACCAGAUAUAUCAAUAAGCUUCCACCUUCUCUCUUACUUUCUCUUUAUCCUCCCCCCUCUGUAUAGACGUAGUAACUUGUAUCUGACUAUAGGCUCCUGCAGGUUAUACUAAAAAGUGCUGUUGCCAUUUAUGUCCAGCCUGGGGCCCUUAAAGGGAUACUGUCAUGGGAAAAAAAUGUUUUUUUUUUUCAAAAUGAUUAUUAGUUAAUUGUGCCGCUCUGGCAGAAUUCUGCACUGAAAUUCGUUUCUCAAAAGAGCAAACCGAU
Xenopus laevis (African clawed frog) is the source of this 3158-nucleotide messenger RNA. It is a transcript of the gene rab3il1.L, whose product is annotated as RAB3A interacting protein (rabin3)-like 1 L homeolog. Bases 280 to 1500 code for a protein of 406 amino acids. Gene Ontology annotation, biological process: exocytosis. Lineage: Eukaryota; Metazoa; Chordata; Amphibia; Anura; Pipidae. Gene Ontology annotation, cellular component: Golgi to plasma membrane transport vesicle. Gene Ontology annotation, molecular function: guanyl-nucleotide exchange factor activity. The transcript has 12 exons. The record is from RefSeq and is a predicted model, not a curated record.